AGGAAGUAGCUUCGCCGACCUCGAGGAGCCUGCGCGGCGUCAAGAUGGCGUCGGCUUCCGCGAGGAAGCGCCCGAGCGAGGAGGCGGCGGGCGGAGGGGAGCGGGGGCCGCCGCCGCCGCCGCCGCCACCUCAGCGCGCAGGGAAGCGGCGGCUGCUGGUCAUCCUGGAGGGAGCGUCGCUGGAGACCGUGAAGGUUGGGAAAACAUAUGAGCUACUGACCUGCGACAAGCAUAAAUCGUUGCUUCUGCGAAGUGGCCGGGACCCUGGAACAGUUCGACCUGACAUCACCCACCAGAGCCUCCUGAUGCUCAUGGACAGUCCCUUGAACCGAGCAGGCCUUCUCCAAGUUUAUAUCCAUACAGAAAAGAAUGUUCUAAUUGAAGUCAAUCCCCAGACAAGAAUCCCUCGCACGUUUGAUCGUUUUUGUGGCCUCAUGGUUCAGUUGCUGCACAAAUUUAGCGUCAGAGCUGCUGAUGGGCCUCAGAAGUUAUUAAAGGUAAUUAAGAAUCCUGUUACCGAUCACCUCCCUGUAGGCUGCGCGAAGAUCGGCACAUCCUUCUCGGCCUCUACUGUGACAGAUGUCCGUGACAUAGUCCCUACUGCAGACCCAAUAGCUAUCACUGUGGGAGCUUUUGCUCACGGCUCGGUUAAUGUGGAAUACACAGAAAAGACUAUCUCUAUCAGCAACUACCCACUCUCUGCUGCUUUGACUUGUGCCAAGAUCACCACAGCCUUUGAAGAGAUGUGGGGAGUGGUGUGAACUUACUAAUGCAAUGUGGACUUUGUGCAGUUGGACUUAAGUGCUUGCUCCAUGUCCUGGAGCAAUGUGUGCUACAGGGUUCUACCUGUUAGAAUUGCCUCAUGUUUUGUUUGGGGGCAUAAAUAAAUGUUUUUUUACUGUGGUG
Podarcis raffonei (Aeolian wall lizard) is the source of this 906-nucleotide messenger RNA. It is a transcript of the gene EMG1, whose product is annotated as EMG1 N1-specific pseudouridine methyltransferase. The coding region runs from base 45 to 761 and encodes 238 amino acids. Lineage: Eukaryota; Metazoa; Chordata; Lepidosauria; Squamata; Lacertidae. Gene Ontology annotation, molecular function: rRNA binding; rRNA (pseudouridine) methyltransferase activity. The transcript is spliced from 6 exons. Gene Ontology annotation, biological process: rRNA base methylation. Gene Ontology annotation, cellular component: small-subunit processome; nucleolus. The record is from RefSeq and is a predicted model, not a curated record.